Molecule: messenger RNA, 763 nt
Organism: Paramecium pentaurelia
Lineage: Eukaryota; Ciliophora; Oligohymenophorea; Peniculida; Parameciidae
Source: the annotation of a GenBank genome assembly
AUGGAUAAUGAUUAUUAUGACUUUCUUGAUCAUUCAUUCGAUUAUAAACCAAAGAAGAGAGGAUAGAGGGGUUAGAAAAAUCUCAUUUUAAUUUAGCAUUGACUGAUCAAGAGAUCAUUGUUCGUGAAAGAAUGAAACUUGUAAAAAAUAGAGAAUCUGCAAAAAAUAGCAGAAAAAGAAAAAAGAUGUAUGUUGAUCUAUUGGAAAAUAAAGUAUAUUUUAACAUUAACUUAAGGUGGCAGGUUUAAAUUAAUAGUUAUAAGAAUAUAAAGAACUCUAAGAACAAAGUUAAGGACUAUUAAGAAAUACACAAAUCUAAUUGCUAUUUGGAAAAUCAAAACAAAAACCCGAUUAAUUAAAUCAUUACCUUUAGGAAAUUUAUGAGUAAUCAAUUCCUAAAAUGGCUUUAUUCUUUAAAUAAGAAAAACAUAAUCCAGAACUAGAUAAUUGUUUUUAAAAUUUUUAUAAUUGCUUUAAUGAUAUGAGUAAUGUCAAAGAUGAAAUGAUUCAAGAAAUGCAAAAACUUGAAAUCACUAUGAAAGAUGCCAAAGAAAUUUCAGAGUUUAAUAAGUUUUUUGAACAUGUCUCAAAAUUAGAUUUCUAAUAAUAAUUGGACAGUUUAGAAGAAGUAAUUUAGAGUAUAAUAUAAAUUAGGAACUCGGAAAUGUAAUUAAAACAGAUGAUCUUUAAUUGUCGAUCAAAGAUACUUAUGAUUUGUACAACAAAUCAAUGUAGUUUAUAAAGAGACCAAAAUUGAAUUGAA